AUGGUGAACUUCUCCAAGAAACUGACAACAGAUCAAAUUCCAGGAUGGGGGGAGUACUACUUCAACUACAGGCUACUGAAGGGAAGAGUGAAGGAAUACACAGAGCAGACUAGAGAAGGCAACCGUGAUCGCCGACGUGUUUUGAAAGACUUCUCAAAGUUGCUUGAUGAUGAGAUUGAAAAGAUUGUGCUGUUCAUGAUAGAACAGCAAGGACUGAUCGCAGCAAGGCUUGAAGAUUUAGGGAAGAAAAGGGCAAGACUUCAAGAUUUGCCGCUUCUACAAGAGAUUGCUGAACUAAGAGAAGCCUACAGGGAAGUUGGCCUGGAUCUUGUGAAGCUUCUAAAGUUUGUCGAAAUUAAUGCCAAUGCUGUUCGGAAGAUACUGAAGAAAUUCGAUGAACGCUUGGGUUACAAAUUUACAGAUUAUUAUGUCAAGAGCAGAUCAAACCAUCCGUACUCUCAGCUUCAACAGGUUUUCAGGCAUGUGGGUAUUGGGGCUGUUGUUGGAGCAUUGUCUCGCAACCUCAGCGAUCUCGAGGAGCGUGAAGGAAGCUAUCUGAAUAUCUAUGACCAGCAUCCAUUGGCCAUUCCAAAGGACCCCAUAAUUGAUCUGAUAAAGACGACAGCUGACAAGCUGACGAACUCGACGAACUUCCUACGGUUCUUAGGGCAGCACGCGCUUAUCGCGCAAGAUGACACCACAAGUUCAGAAGUAGAAAACGUCGAGGAAGACAAGUACUAUUUCAUCUCCCUUGUGCUGAACCUGGUGAACACCUUCCUGUACAUGGUCAACACAUACAUCAUCGUCCCAACCGCCGAUGACUACGCCACCAGCCUUGGCGCAGCCGCGACGGUGUGCGGCGUCAUCAUCGGGUCCAUGGCGGUCGCUCAGAUCUUCUCCUCAGUCUAUUUCAGCGCGUGGUCAAACAGGUCAUACUUCAGGCCGCUGCUGUUCAGCAGCGUCGUCCUUCUUCUAGGCAAUGUGAUGUACGCUCUGGCCUAUGAUCUUGACUCCCUGGCGAUCCUCCUCAUCGGCCGGCUUUUGUGCGGGUUGGGUUCUGCAAGAGCUGUCAACAGGAGGUACAUCAGUGACUGUGUUCCUCCUAGGCUCCGCAUGCAGGCUUCUGCAGCAUUCGUCAGUGCUAGUGCUCUUGGAAUGGCUUGCGGUCCUGCACUCGCCGGCCUGCUUCAGACUAACUUCAAGCUGCAUGUUUUCACCAUCAACCAAGACACCUUGCCCGGCUGGGUCAUGGCGUUUGGCUGGCUGGCAUACCUGAUCUGGCUGUGGAUUUCAUUCAAAGAGCCAGCUCUUGAUCCUGGUGUAAAAGUUUUCUAUGAGGGUUCCUCUACCAGCUCCAGUACAAGAUACUUGGAGCAAGAACUGGAGCAGGGCCUUGCUGAACAACUUCUGGUCUCCAAUGGCAAUGACCAGGGUGAAGUAAGAUCUCUUAAGCCAGCAUCUUCAUUUGCUUCGGCUUAUAGAUUGCUCACACCGUCAGUGAAGGUACAGUUACUGAUAUACUUCAUGCUGAAAUACGCGAUGGAGAUUCUGCUCUCGGAGUCGAGUGUCGUAACCAGCUACUACUUUGGCUGGACCACCAGCACGAUCGCCGUGUUCCUCGCGAUCCUGGGGCUAACCGUCCUGCCCGUCAACGCCAUCGUCGGCACCUACAUCAGCAACAUGUUCGAAGACAGGCAAAUCCUUCUGGCAUCCGAGGUCGUGCUUCUGGUGGGAGUGCUGCUGAGCUUCCGUCUGACGGGCACGUACACCGUGGCGCAGUACGUCUGCUCGGCGCUGCUGACGUUCGUCUCCGCCGAGGUCCUUGAAGGCGUGAACCUGUCGCUGCUGUCGCAGGUGAUGUCGUCGCGGCUGUCGCGCGGCACGUACAACGGCGGGCUGCUGUCGACGGAGGCCGGGACGCUGGCGCGGGUGGUGGCGGACGGCACGAUCACGCUGGCGGGGUACCUCGGCAAGGGCGCGGUCCUGAACGCCACGCUGCUGCCGUCCCUGCUCAUCUGCCUCGCCUCCAUCGCCGCCACCAUAUCCACGUACAACUCGCUCUUCUACUAGCAGGCGUCGUCCGGCCCGCGGCUGGGCAUGGAACGUCCGGACGUGGCGGCGCCGACGCAAAGGGCUCGUUGCAGCGGCGGACUGGUUGCGGUUCACGCGUGUGUUUGUUUGCUAGCGUAUCGUGUGCUUCGAGAGAGAGACCAGCAGGUGCGUGUGAGAUCGUGGACCUCGUCGCGCGUUCGGCCGGCGUUGGCUGGCGCUGGUGAGCGGGCCGUGACUGCUACGCGAGAGGCUCGUGUGAUCCACGGCCCCGUGCGGAAUGUGGUGGGCCUGGGUGAAGAUGUGUACUCCCCCCUCGGUACACUAUUUUGUUAAAAUUCAA
Messenger RNA from Phragmites australis (common reed), 2392 nucleotides. RefSeq names its product SPX domain-containing membrane protein OsI_32082-like. Bases 1 to 2070 code for a protein of 689 amino acids. Gene Ontology annotation, molecular function: transmembrane transporter activity. Gene Ontology annotation, biological process: transmembrane transport. Gene Ontology annotation, cellular component: membrane. The record is from RefSeq and is a predicted model, not a curated record. Lineage: Eukaryota; Viridiplantae; Streptophyta; Magnoliopsida; Poales; Poaceae. The transcript has 10 exons.